AUGUCGAAUCCAGCUGGUGCUGCGUCCGUUCCGCCGCCAGGCAUGGCCGGUCUUCCACCACCGCCGCCCUCCUUUGGCGCGCCCAUGGACCAAAGCAACGCAGAAGAGGCGCCGCCGCUGCCAGCCGAUGCGGGCAAGACGCUCUAUAUCCAGAAUCUCAACGAAAAGGUCAAGCUCGAGACGAUGAAGGCGACGCUGGCCAACCUCUUUUCCAACUAUGCCAACGUGCUCUCGGUCACUUCUCACAAUAACGUGCGCAUGCGUGGUCAGGCUUUCGUUGCGCUCGACAGCGUCGAGGCUGCCGACAAGGCACGUCGCGAGGCGCACCUCUUCCCGCUGUAUGGCAAGGCGAUGAAGAUCAGCUUUGCCAAGUCCAAGUCGGAUGCGGUGGUGGCGCGAGAGACGGCCGAAAGCGGCGGCAAGGAAUCGGACGACUUCCAAAAACACAAGGAGCAGAGGCUCGAACACAAAAAGAUGGCGCGCAGAGGCAACGUGCUUCGAAGGAGAGAGCUCGAGAAGAAGAUCCGUGCAAAGAGGGCCGCAGCAGGAGAGAUCGCAGAGCCCGAAAAGGCGUCCGGCGCAGCUGCCAAGCGCGCGCAGCACGACAUGCCCGACGAGUAUCUGCCACCCAACAAGAUGCUCUUCCUCCAAAAGAUCCCCGAUGGCGUCGGCAAGGGCGAGCUCGAGAGCCUCUUCUCAGCAUACUCUGGCUAUGUGGAUGUGCAAACCAUCCCGGGCAAGGCCGACAUUGCCUUCGUCGAGUUUUCCGACAUUCCCUCCAGCGUCACGGCGCGCGGCGCGCUCAACGGCUACAACUUUGGCGCCGGCGACAAACUCAAGCGGCGCGCUGCUGCAGCGUUUCGCCGCAUCGACAUGUCGAGAUUCGGAGGCCGAUUCGUGCCCAACAUCGAGCACGAGGUGCGCAGGCAGGCGACCGAGCCCGUUGCCAAAUGGCGACAAGAGUGGGUGAUCCCCUCGGGCACGUCGGAUGCAUCUUCGUCGACUGCUGUGGGCGUCAAGAUCCUCAAGUGGGUGCGCGCCGACACGUUCGCCACGUUUCCCGAGGAGCAAGACGUGCAAGCUGAAGACCGCAUUUCGGACGAUGCGGCGAUUGUCGAGGCGCCCGUACAGAGCAUCCACAACGCGCCUGCCGUGCCGACACCGGCUGCAAGUCUGAGCGUCAGUGGCGGACUCGGUACGAUAGCGCCCAAAGAGCCGGCGCCGGCUGUUGCAUCGGCCAUUCCGCCGCAUAUGGCGCAGGUUUCGGAGCCUACGUCUGGGGCCAACACGACGCGAGUUAGCACGCCUACCGACUCGGUCGCCACGCCUGCGGCCGGAGAGGACAGCACACCAGCACCAGCAACUGCGGCAUCGACGGCAGUAGAGGCAAUGAGCCAAGGCCCGUCGUCACAGGGCGAGGGGACCGCGACGGGAACGGGCGCCAAUACGCCGCAGCUUCAGCCCCAGGUAGAGGCGCAGCUGCACACCCAGCCCACCACCGCGCCUACCACCGACACGGCCACACUCGCCGUGCUUGCGGCUGCUGGCAGUGCGGAACACGCCGAGACGCAGCCACAAGACCCAGCGCCCGCGACCGAGGCGUCAUCAUCCACCGAUGUAGACAUGAACCAAGCCUAG
Messenger RNA from Moesziomyces aphidis, 1638 nucleotides. Lineage: Eukaryota; Fungi; Basidiomycota; Ustilaginomycetes; Ustilaginales; Ustilaginaceae. The record is from the annotation of a GenBank genome assembly.